Messenger RNA from Argiope bruennichi, 4330 nucleotides. Its product is annotated as fibropellin-1-like. NCBI's taxonomy places the organism in Eukaryota, Metazoa, Arthropoda, Arachnida, Araneae, Araneidae. The transcript has 10 exons. Bases 388 to 2097 code for a protein of 569 amino acids. Gene Ontology annotation, molecular function: calcium ion binding. The record is from RefSeq and is a predicted model, not a curated record.
CGAACGGUGAACACGGACGAAGUGUUGCUCUCAGCGGGAGUUCUGAGAAGCAAUCGUGAACAUUCAUUCUGAAAUUCAGAACUUCAGUUCGAUCAUUCGACUUGGAAUAAAAUAUAAAACCGAAUUAUUUCACAAACUCUGCGUUCAUAUUCAAUGCCAAAUUGAUCUUCUAAAUAAAAAGUAAAUAAAUAAAUGGACUAACAUCUGCGAACUUUGUAGAAAUAACGUCUGCUGAUAACUUUAAAAAAUCGUCUGCAUUUAAUUGAUAUCUGUUACUUGAAAAUUCUGAAUUGGAAUUUGUCUCAUAUGAAUAACAUUCAGUUUAUGCAAAUAUAAAAUACGGAAUAUUAAAAUCAGUUUGUUGAAGUUUUUCAUAAGGUAUCAGAUAUGGAGGUUCAGAAGUGCGUCUGGAUUUGGAUUCUUUUGUGUGUGACUUCAUCACUGGGCUUGAACGCGACGGAUUCACUACCUGAAUGUGUUCGGGAUGGAAACAACUCGAGGGUGGAAUGGAGAUUGCAGAAGCAGACAACUCAACUUUAUUUGAAUUCGACAACCGCUGCUUGCUAUUCCGGAGUGAAGUGUUUCAAUCAGACAGAGAAGAAUAAAGAAGUUUCCACUACUAUUUCCGUUGUUGUGCAGACCGGGGACGAAAUACAGCUUUUGAUUGACCUUGAUGAAACAACUGAGAAUCACACUACCCAACUUGCAUUAGUCACAAAGCCGGAACAUUUUUCCAAAUGCCAAUUUGAGCAUCAAAAGAUUAUAAUGACUUCGGAUAUGAAAAAUUUCACUUUAAUGGAUUCGGUCUUGCAUCCUGGAGAGGUAAAUUUGUUAGUAAAAGUUUCCCGUGACACUGAAUGCGAUAUCUUAUGGAGCCUAAAAAUAAAAGUGCAAGAGCAUGAAUGCCUAAAAAAUAAAGACCAGAUUCUCUGCUCGGGUAAAGGAUUCUGUGAUAAUUUCUCAAACACGGGGUCUUUCUCCUGUCGAUGCUGUCCCGGAUUCGUGGGCAAAUACUGCGAGGAGAGGGAUGGUUGCUACGGCAACCCCUGCCAACAUGGUGGAUUUUGCGUGGACAUCGCCGAGGGACUCGUCGGUACAACUUUCCAGUGUCUCUGCCCCCAUGGAUACCGGGGACGAUCCUGCGAAGGAGAGGUGAGCCUAUGUGACCGGCGCCCGUGCCUCAAUAACGGCACCUGCAUCGGCAACCAGACCGAGUACACCUGCGAAUGCCCCAAAGGAUUCGCCGGGGCUGUUUGCGAAACCAACGUCAACGAGUGUCUGUCCAACCCUUGUGUCCACGGAGUAUGCGAGGAUGGAUUCGGAGGAUAUAAGUGCUACUGCCUUCCAGGUUAUGGUGGGGAUCAUUGCGAAUUCGAAUAUGACGAGUGCGAUUCGAGCCCGUGCAUUAACGGAGGGGCAUGCGAAGACUUGGUUGCAGGGUAUAGAUGCCACUGUGGACCUGGUUACGAAGGAAGACGAUGUCAAGUAAAAGUGGACCUGUGCAAGCCAAAUCCAUGCCCCUCUCCUGCGCAGUGCGUCGACAGGGGAAACAAUUACAGUUGCAUCUGUCAUCCAGGAUAUAACGGUCCUGGUUGCACUCAGCAUUACGAUCCGUGCUAUCCUAACCCUUGCCAAAAUGGCGGCAGCUGCUGGCCCAGUUUGGAUUCUUACUUCUGCUCCUGUAAUCCGGGCUUCACUGGAGAUCUGUGUGAAGAAGCCAUGGUUGCUGCCCAACCUCUGCCGAGAACUCUUGAAGACCCUGGAGAGCCGGAAGAGAAGAGCAGUUCCGAGCAUCACAAAGAAGCUCUAGAUCGCUGGCACAACAUGUAUCUGGUUGGCACCAUGCUGUGCUUGGCUGCCUCACUGGUGGCACUGAUUGCUGUUGCAUGCCACUGUCGUCUCAACAAGACGUAUCAGCGCUUCACCCGAAAAAUCAGUCGUUCAUGUUCGGAUUUGAAGCAACAGAAACUCGAAGACCCAGGCAAGUUUUCAUUGAAUCUUCGUGGGAACGCUUCUGAUGGACCUCCCAAGGAACUCCCUUACGAAGCCACCAGUGUGGACAUGGGUGACAGUCUCGAUGCACCCCUUAUAUGCUAACUCUCCCCUCCUUCCCAAACCUCUUGCAUUUUUGAAAAAAACCAUCGUCCAAAAAAAGACUGCGCAAAAAUAACUCCUUUGUGAAAGUGACGUUGUGGGAUCAUGCUGGAUAGAAGGCAAUUAUUUUAGUGAUCAAAACAAGAAAGAUUUUAAAGACUCAAAAGCAUCGCUUGGCAAGAUAUAAAUCUGGAAUUGAUUCUGUACAUAGACAAAUUGGGAAAAACAGAAAGAGAUGCUACUGAAAAUUCGAUUAAAGAUCAUGUUUGUGCGCAGUACACUUGUGGCAGUCAUCUUUUAUGAGUUUAGUUUUGUGUUUAAGUAAAAAUGAGUCUUUAAUCGGAACUCAAUAAUUCGGCAACACAGAAGGUAUAGUUUGGAUUAGUUAGUGCUCAGUCAGUAUUAUCGAACAGUGAAAACUUAAUUCUAAAUUUUUGGAGUAAAGAAUUGCGAUUGGAAACAGCAGAUAAAAUAUUUAGAAAGCUGUUAAAAGCAUUUACCACACUUGUUUUAUCUGUUAUAGCUGAAUUUGAGAUUUUUGAAUGGUAAGUCAUUCGCUAUCUAUGAUAAUUCUAUAUUGGCUGAAACCUUUUAUAAGGAAUGUAAUUUUAAACAUUUAGAGCUGUGUCAAUUUAUUGAGUUCCGAAUGUAUUGAUGCAAAUGCAAGAUUUGAAAAGAAAAUGCAGUUUUCUUUGUUAUUUUUUACUUUUUAAAAUGUCAGUUUAUAAUAUGCUUCUUUAAGUUUAAGUCAGUUUCAUCUUGUAACUGAUGCAUAAAAUAACUCAGCAUUUAAAUAUACUAUCGGCAAUUUGUGAUAAUUUAUACAACUUUGAUAUUUUAGUGGAAGAAAAGUGGAGAAUAGACAUAUACAGUUCUAUCAUAGAUAUUAAUAUUUCAGUACUUAUUUUACACUAAUGAAAGUAAUGUUAAAAAAUAAAAUACAUUUUUAAUGACAAGCAUUUUGUUAUACAUAAGAAACUAUCAAUCCAAAAACAAUCAAUAUGAAAUUCACCUACAAAAUAUCUACUGAAUCUGUAUAAUAAAACAUACAUUGUAUUUAGAGAGCGCUAAUGCUGCUACAACUAAAACUCAAAUGAAUUUAAUCAAAUUAAAAUUAAAAUAAAUAUUAGAAAUAAUUAGAAAUAAAUCAUUAUAUCUUUUUUUCUGGUUCUUUGGCUUUAAACUUAAUAAUUAUUUAUAAUAUUUAUUUUUAUUUUAAUUUCAUUACACAUAGUUAUUCUUACAUUUUAACCCCUUAAGCAGUUUAACGAAUUUCAGAUUAUCAAGUUGGAAAAGCAACGAGAAAAAAGUCCGUUUAUUUAUUAAUAAUGCUCUAUAACAUAAUUUUUUCAUUAUUAUGCAAAAUAAUGAAAAACCUUAAAUAUAUUGGAUAAAUUAUUCUUAUAUUUUGAAAAGAAUGAGAUAGAAAAAAUAAUAUUUUUUACAGAAAUGAAAUCCUAUAAAAAAAAUGAUGAUUUAGGUUAUGAGCUUAAAUUUCAAAGAAAACUUGCAUUUGCAUUGCAUACUAGAAGCAUCAUGGUAUUAUUAUCAUCAAUGCAAGUUAUUAGUUAUUAAUUCACGCACUUUAGACCACUCAGUAAAUUAGAUGCUAUCAUUGUUUUAUUGUAAUCUGUAAAUACAGUGUUUGUUGUUUUCCGAUGAAUUCUAUGUGUCGUUUCAAAAUAUUGAUUUUGUAUUACAAACUCCCAUAGCUCCAUGAAGAUUUUUCAUCACUACAAGAUUGAAAAAGCAAUUGUGAUUUUAUUAAGAAUGAAAAAUGUUAAAUAUAUGAAAAUAUAUGUGCAUACGUUGGUAAUAAGAGAGCUCAGCUGUAUUAACGAUAAGAAAGAAAACAACCUGUAUGGAAAAAGUUAUUUAAUAUUUUGAUAUAACCAAUGCAUACUUUCGAUUUGAAAAAGAAUGAAAUGAUGUCUUUAAUGCAUCGUAAUCGAUUUAUUUCACCAAUGAGAAGUAUUCAAAUAAUUUAAAUUUGUAAUAUUUUAUAUUAUUUCCGUUGAUAGAACCAUCUUUAUUUGGAAUGCAAUUGUUUUGGAUUUUCAAAUACUCACUUUUAUAAUGCAUGUAUGUAUUUUGAGUAAAUAUAUCAUUGUACUUCAGUUAUUACGUAGAAAGAAUAUUUCCUAUGUAAAAUGGGAGUUUAAGAACACAGUGUGAAGUAUUUGUUGUGUUGUGAAGUCAGGAGACAUUGUAUUAAUUGAAAUGAAUAAAGUGUUAU